This is a messenger RNA of Tripterygium wilfordii, 598 nucleotides long. RefSeq names its product stress-response A/B barrel domain-containing protein HS1. The transcript is spliced from 2 exons. Gene Ontology annotation, biological process: pollen tube adhesion. The record is from RefSeq and is a predicted model, not a curated record. NCBI's taxonomy places the organism in Eukaryota, Viridiplantae, Streptophyta, Magnoliopsida, Celastrales, Celastraceae. Bases 58 to 387 code for a protein of 109 amino acids.
GUGGGUACUCAGCCACAGAAAGGAAAACAAACAGGAGAAAGACGAAGAGGGAGAGAGAUGGAAGAAGCGGAGGGAGUGGUGAAGCACGUAGUGCUGGCCAAGUUUAAAGAAGAAAUGACAGAUGAUCAAAUUGACCAACUCAUCAAAGGCUACGCUGAUCUUGUCAAUCACGUUGAACCCAUGAAGUCCUUCCACUGGGGCAAGGAUGUGAGUGCUGAGAAUAUGCAUCAAGGAUUCACCCAUGUCUUUGAAUCUACUUUCGAGAGUACAAAGGGAGUUGCAGAGUAUGUAGCUCAUCCUGCUCAUGUUGAUUUCGCAAACAAGUUCUUAGCAAGUACGGAGAAGGUCGUUGUGAUCGAUUACAAACCUACUACUGUCCGUUCUUGAAUUGGAUGAGUACAUCAUACUAUGAUGAAUUAUCCUCUUUGAAAGGAUGGUUUGUGUUGUGGAAACAUCUUGGGUGAUUUGUGUAUUCCAUAAAUAAUGGCAAAUGAGAUUGUUGGAAAUAAGUUGUUACUUCCUGACUUGUUUUGGUUAGCCUAUGUUUGAGCUAUUUGACAUAUCUGUGGUGUAUAAUUUGUUUUACACAACGCUCCUA